GUGAGUAAAAUGUAUGAUAUGGUAUAUCUAUUAAAAAUUUUAAUUUGCUACAGGUAUGGAGAAUACUAGUAAAAUUUUGAUGUCAACAUUUUCUUAACACAAACAAUGUGUACACUUCUGAAGACGUUUAAUUUCUUUAUAGAUACUAGAAAUAACCUAAAAACAUAUCCAAACUAUAGUAGGUAUAUUGUUUUGUUGAUAGCAAAAAGAAAGAGUUACAUUUCAUCUAGCUCGAAUAAACUAACUCAAAGUUCAGCUCUAAGAAUGCAAAAGUGCUUUUGAAGGAUGUUUUUCUAUUGCUGGAUGUUAAAUAGAUCCAGCCAUGCCAUUGACCAUAAACGUUCAGGUAAAGUUUCUGAUAUUUUGGUUCUUCUAUUAGAUGUCCGAAUUGUUGUCGAGAAAGUUACAUAACAUCAUUAUGAGCAAACCGUUCUCGGAACAGAUUUUGAACCGUUGGAUAUGCUUUUAUCUGUGCAGCAUUUGUCAUUCGGAUUAAAUGUUUUAUGCAUGAAACUAGCAACUGAAAAGAUGUUCAUGUUUUAAAACUGAUUUUGUAACAUAUGGUUUUUAAUUAAACUGACAACAAAGAUGAUUUCGCUUCGAACCAUGAAAAGAAGCUUGCUAUUAUCAAGAGAAUGGUAACAUUAAGAAUUCUUUAGCAAAAACAGAUUUAUGGUAGAACGUAAAUCUCUCACCUGGAAGAACGAGAGGUCGAGAAAGAUUUGGUAGCUUCUUGUUGUGUAGUACUAUUCCAGCUAGAUCUCUACGAAUUGAGAGUUAAUCUUAUAAACAGAGUGGAAAAUAGGAGCAACGGACAGAAGAAAUAAUAACAACGGUUGACUGCAAUUAAUGCUUUUGGAGGCCUUCAAAACACCCAGGUUUCAGAAUUGUCUAAAAGACACCGGUUUUUCGAACAUUCACAAAAUGCAGUGGCGGAAAUUGCGCUGGUGUGGGGGCAUUGUUUUUGUAGGCGUUGCGCCCCCAUCUGAAAACGAAUUUUCGCUACUGACAAAAUGUGAAGACCUACGAACUACUGCUGGGUGAUUAUUAAAGAAGUAACAUAUCUGACAAAGUCACUGAAAUUUGAAAACAGAUAGCCACUUCAGCAGAAAGGAGACACAAUCAAGUAGAUCGCUUUAGAGCUCUUUAGAAUACGAGUCUAUGUUUUAUGUGUUAUUUUGGAAAGAAAAAGAGUCGAUAAAGUCGGUUUGAAAAUUGGUAGUAUAAUUCGUGGUAUAAUAGACAAAUAGACAUCCGUUACGCUCGGAGCAAACCAAAAGCCAGUAUGCUUUCUCAAUGCAUGACUGAAAAAUUAAAUUUGAUGAAAUCAAUAAAACAAAUCAUUUUGUGAGUAGAAAUGACUAGCAACAAUUCGCCUCCGCGGAAACUUGCUUUUAGUUAAGGUUAAACCCUAAAGGUAAAAGAUUUUUAAGGUUAAAUCCUAAAACAUAUUCGCCAAAAGGUCACUACAAAGGGUAGAGCAGAAAAGAAAUGGUUAAGUAGAAAUUGUUUCUGGUUUAGGCAAAUGAACAUCAGUUGAAAAAUAAGUUUGUAUUAGAGAAACGGCAGUUGGAGGAGCCUAGGUCAAUUACGAUAAGAGUUUUUCAGGCCUCAAUUGCCUCAACAGUUUGGAUAUAGUUGCUUGAAUCUCCAAUAGGAAUUCAUUUAUUCUCUAAUUUGAACGUAAUUAGUUGGGAAUUGUCUAGUUUCCAUACUUUUAGACCUGAUAGUUAUAAAUAAGCAUGAUUAAUAGUUAUAAAGUAGCAUGAUUAAUUAUUUCAAGUAAAGGAUUAGGGUUAGGGUUAGGGUUAGGAUUGGGGUAAACUAUUUACGUCAUCAGGUCGAGCAGUUUGGAAACUAGACAGCUCCAAUUAGUUGCACUAUGUACAGGAAGCCUCGGUGCGGAGAGGAGGCGACCAAUAAGCUCGCUUCACAUAACCAGAGUCAAUAUUGAUAACUGAUGAAAUAAAUGAUGCUCGAAAAAAUCUUUUGUGGUUUUCAAUCCAUCUGCUGCUUCUGUUUUCCCCUACUUGAAGAAAUUCCCUUGAGGCACAACAUAGCAAGGUAUCCUUACCAUGGGAAAAACUUGGUCCAAAGCAUGCAAGACUUCUUUUGUUCCAAUUGGGUGACGGAUUGAAGUUGAAUGUUUAGCGUUAACAGUGUUUAUUUGGGGCUAAACUUCUUGAAACAAUUUAUUAGCUACCAAAGGAUUUAACUUGAAGAAUGAAAUCAAAAAUUGCCGUUUUAUAAGAUUUCUAAAUCGACGGAUACUUUGAAUAUGAAUAUUACACACGGCAAGCGAGCAAAAAGUUUUAUUGAAUUAUUCUCUGUUUAUCAGAUGAGCAGAAAAAUAAUUAUCGCUCACUUGAACUUUGGAAGCAGUUGCUCAAAAUGAUCCCGUUGGUGAGGAAUUUGGUGUGCUUGGUACUUUGCCUAAGGGAAAUCCGUACAGCUUAAUUCGCCUGAUGUUUUUAUGAAUUCCGACUCCAGUCUGAUUUGCAGCUGCAAUUUCUCGCCCGUUUGGCUCAUCUGUCUCGAUUCCAGUAGGAGGUUAAUCUUUAACAACUUAGGCCGCAACUGUUUUAAUUCAUAAACAAACAGUAAGUCUUGUUUUUAAGGACAAGGCCACAGGUUCAAGUUAGCCAACGUCUACUACAUGCAAUUAUUGCCUGGAGCUAAAUUAUCGAGCUAGUACUCAGUGAAAGGAAAUAAUAGGCUUAAUAUUCGACUGACAAUCCAAUUGUUACUGUGCUCAAAAUGCGACAAAUGACAGACCGUAUAGAAUCAGCCAAGGAUAUGACGCAUAUUUCUGCAUUAAUAAACCUAUUUUGUAACUAAUUUUCUGUAAAUUUUAGCGAAAUUAAAUGUGCGAAGUUCUUAAAAAGUUUCUCCAAAUUCGGGGUACCAUGAUGAGGAAGAAUUUAGCUUCAAUUUCAUGAAUUAGCUUAAUAAAAUCAUUCAAAACUAGCUAAAUCAGCUAAACUUGACUGUAUCGCAAAUUUUCUGAUGAAAGAAAAGAAAGCGGCAUCAUUUUUUACUUUGAAACACAGAAGCAAGCAUCAAUUUAAUCAAUAUUUCUUUGUCAGUCUUGUAAGUUGUUAAGCUGCUCGGAAGUCCAAGCACUGAUUUUUUUAUAAAAAGAACAAGGGGGAGUUUGUAUAUUAAAAACAACCUAUUUAUUUACGCUACACCCUUGAUCGGCAUAAGUUUAGGAGCGCAAAGUAUUGAUUUUGCAAGUCAUAAUGCUACAAAGUUUGAGGGCAGCCAAUCUAUAGCUUUAAACCAUAGAUAUACUUGGAUACAUUGUCUCUUUUCUUGCAAGGGUACAUAUAGCAUUUAUAAACGCAUUUCUCAUCAAGCUGCACCCCAGACCCCUUUCUUACCCCAUAUUGCUUGGUACAUGCUUAUCAUCGGCUUAUCACAAGAGUGAUCUUCGUCUCAGUCUUGUUGCUUGGCAACGGGAACAGCUUCGUGACCUGAGAGAGAAAGAUACUUCAAAAUGUGAAGCAAAAGAAACAUCAUCGUUUUAAUUUGUUCUAUGUCUUUUUUACCUUGUUUAUUUUUCGGCUUUGUCAUUUUUGAAUUGCAAAUAAAUGUUUAUGUCCAAACGCCAUCUUUAACUAGGCCGUCACUUCUUUCAACAAUGUAAACAGGUUGCUUGUAAAAAUGCUCUAAUUGUUCGUUUCUCACAGGAAAGAGAAACGAGGCACCAAGUUUAUAAUGAAAAACGUAUUACUUGCUACAUUUGAGCAUUGAAUAUAUAUUCCAAGGUGAUACAAUACUAUUUAGUCGCUGGGUCACAAGACGUUCUUGUCAAAAAACGCAACUUCGUGAAGAAAAACUUUACUCUAUUGUUUCAACAUAUGACACGCUCGGGAACUUGUAAAUACACAAGUAAAAUGUGGCGAACAAAAGAACCGUUUCACGGAUAUAUUUAUAAACUGAAUUUACCGACACUUUUUAUUGAUUGACUGGUGUCAGUCGGUCUUUCUAUCAAUCUUCUGACGGGGUGUUCUACAGCCUCUGUAGGAAUUAUGACGUCAUCUUGGCUUACUUUGUCAAAUUGAGAAAAGCCUGGUUUGAAACUUUUCCCUGUAAAACAUAACGCAAAUUGGAAAUAUAAAUGAACCUGCACUAUAAUUAACUCAUUUAUAUUAUUUCUCUACCCAGACAGAAUACACUGAAUUCGACAACGAUUUGAAUUAACUGCCGUAUUAUUUAAUAGGAAAAAGGCUUGGAAAUGUUUAAAUCCUCUUCAAAAAAAUUUUGGGGGAACAGUUUCAAGUGAGUUUUGAAGGACAAAAAGCUUUGAUAUAAGCCAUGCACAAGUCAGUUCAAGAGGGAAGGAAAAAGGGUUUCAAUUCCUUUGAGAAACAUUACAAAAACUACCCUUUGAUCUUCUGGAGCUAUGAAGUCAAGGGAACUGGGACAAAUGUAUGUGUUUCCCAUGAAGGCAAUAGUUGAUCCGUCCAUUAUAAGCUUUGAUAAGCGUGUAACAACGUCUAAUUUUAUUUUGAUAGUUAGUAGAGUAUCAUAUCGAAGACGAGGCUAUCGUGAUGAUAAUUAAUUAAGUCGGGAACUUCAAAGGCCUACCAGGAUUAAAUGGUGAAUUUUCAGAGUUUACAAUCAUAAAUUCCGUUUCUACUUCCGAAUUAUAAUUCUUUUAUAGGUUUGUUUACGAGUUGAAUAAUUAUCAAAACUGCAAACAAUCGCUAGUGUUGAAUAUCGGGCCUAACAUCAUACUUAUGUCGAAAUAUCUAAUCGCUAUGGCAACUACUUAAAAUGCCAGUAAAACGAACAGGGCCGCAAAACAAAGAAUUCAAUGCGAACGGUGCUAUCAAUGGUGCAUAUAAUAUAAAAAUAUUUAAGCGCCAGCUUCCCUGUGCUAGGAAACGCAAGCUGCAGCAUGUGUCUUUAAUUGUAUACCCUCUUCACCGCUACAUCACCUUUGAUUCGCUCUUGAUAUAAAAAUUGGAUAAUGGCUGCUUUGUCAUUAUGUUUGAAUGGUAUUACAAAACUCAUCAACACCAGCCUAGCCAUUCGCAUACUUAAGCAAUAAUUUGACUCCAAGAGUUAUCUAACUGAGGUUAAGGUUUCUCUAAGAAGGGCAAGAGGUGAAUAUAACCAGAGAUUAUUAUGGAGAGGUACAUUUAUUCAGCCAGCUGCAAUGAUGAAUGCAAAUUAUGCCGCAGUGAAAAGGAUCAGUGUCCAUACGAUGCUAGACGUCCGGCCUGCUUCCCUCCUAAAGUCGAGUCAAGGAUGCAAUGGGGCUCUCCAUGCACAUGCACAGCAUCAAGACGUUGUACUUCGCCACUUGAAAAUGUCAGAAGGAACACAAUAUUGCAAACGCGGACGCAGCUAGAGACGAUAAUGAACGAAAUGUCAGCUUGCUGUCCUAUUCGGGCUGCCUUCAUCCCACCGCAUCAGCCUUGUCGUCAAGAGAUCUGGAUGAGUCAGAUGCGACUGCGCUACGCUUUCAAACCUGUCUACAAAGAACAGAUGUCGAGCAUGAAAGAUGCAGUCAAGCCAAAGAGAUUUCAGUGCAUGUAUUGCGAAAAGUCGUUCGGAAAGUCUUCUCAUUUAAGAGAUCAUGUUCGAACACACACAGGAGAAAGGCCAUUUAGAUGCAGCUGGUGCAACAAAGCAUUCACUCAGUAUUCGAAUCUCAGAACGCACACGCGCAUUCACACAGGAGAGAAGCCAUAUUCCUGCAAGUUUUGUCUUAAAAGCUUCACACAAGCUGUUACAUUAAGAAGUCACUUACGCACACAUAGUAAUGAGGAGCAGGCUGAUUCCCCAAAGCAAUAACAUUUAACCAGCUCGUCUCUUCAUUGAGAAUAAGCCAAAUGGGUCCUACACAGAAACUCAGACCAGAAAACAUAUACAAAUGUUAAAUGGGUAUAUAUAUAACCGCUGCCUAAUACCAAUAAGGUCCAGUCAAUAUUAUACUCCAAAGUUAGCCAUUCACUUUGUUUUGCCUGCAAACAGUGCACCUCUUGUAAAAAUAAUUGAAAAUAUUGUACAUAGUUGCUAAGAUGGUAUUAUCAGAGUAAACAGUAAUAAAGAAGAAUCUUCAUGUUACUUGGUUGCAGUUAAAUUGGAAGAGAGAAUUGAAAAAUAUAGAGAAGAAUGGAUUGAACAUUAAACCAGAUAGGAAAGAAUGGGUCGUAACCAUGAACAUGACGGGAUAUACAAGAAAUAUGGAAGUAGCAAUACAUCACAUGUCCAAACGUUUAAUCUUCGAGAGGCUUUGACUAACGAAAUCUGUGAUAUUCUGUACAAACUGAAUGUUGGAUUAAUGAUUGACAGGUAACCUACAAAAUUAAUCACGUGGAUCAAGUUCAUCGUCCAAUCAUUCGUUAUUGAUUCCAAUUAACUGGUUCAAAUGUAAAAAAACAAUCAGCCGUGUAGACGAAUCAUAAAUAAUUCUUUAUAACUAUAUAUAAAUAUGCAGAUAUGUAAAUUUUUAAAAAGCUUUCAUGUACAUUAUUCCCUUUUAAACACCGAGAAUCACAAACAAUAUUGACGAUUCUUCUUGACAUUGUUUCUUUAUAAAAAUUAAAGUUUUUCACCAUGGUUACAAGCAUUUGACCCAGGGUCACCGCGUUAUUGGCAAUAGGAAGAAAGUGUAAGGAGUCAUACAAAACCAUUCAUUGAUGUUCUAAGAAUUUAGCAAAUUUACUCGUGUACCACCCAAAGUAUGCCUCUCCAAUGAAAGCUGUUAAAUGAGUUUCUCGAUUUUUCAUGGAAUUGUGUAGGUACUCAAGAUUAUUGCUCGAGAUUGAAGAAAGAAAAAUAUAUCUAUUGCACAUAGAAACUUGUUAUAGCAGUUACUUACACGUUCAGCAAGGGCCACAAUCUAUUUAACAGCACAGGGCAUGACUUCAAGUAACUAUAAAAGACUGAAUUUCUUAUAAAAAUGAGUGGACUUGGAUUAAUGCCACUGAACAACCAAUUCAAACGGAUGCUAAGUCAUUCACUUUGUUUAUUCCUUCUCACAACAGCUUCUUCUACUUUAUUAAGAAAGCUGCUACGUUAAUACUUUGUCAACAAACAGACAAUCAUAAAAAAGGUUCGUAUGACGAAUUUUUGAAGCUUGCUGCUGUUGAGUGUACAUUGGACUAUUUUACAGUUCACCUCUAUUCAUUUGCAAGGGUCACGUUAUCUUUAAUGUGUAAUUGCAUUGCCUGACCAGAUAUAAACAUUUGAAUAGCUUAUUUCUCUAAUGCUAAGAAUGAGUGAUAAAUCCUGUGAUGUUCUCAAAUGCUGACUAAGGUCUUUUGCCUGAAAAAAAAGAUGGAAGAAAAUGGGAAGGUAGUUUCUCAAAUGACGCAUUGUGUGUUCACAAAAUAACAUGCAAGCAAUGAUUCCCUAUUGAAACUGUUCUUUGGGAGAAAAAUAUCGUUUAUGAGGAAAGCCACAUUAUCAUCUUCUCGACAAGUUCUAGUGCCUGAUUUGAAACAAAAAGUUCGGAGGCGAAGAAAAAGAUAUCAGAGAUUUAUUAAGCUAACAGUACAUUGUCAACAAACAAAUUGCAGAAAUCCAGUGCAUUUCAAACGCGAGAGGCAAGUAAACAAUUUUUAACUGGGUAAGAGCAAAUGUAAAGCUAUAAGAUUAUUUGAAUAUAAAUGUAUGGAUAAAAGAAUAGCGAUUUUGGAGAGAGAUUAUGGGAUUAGAAAGGUCAGACGUUGUGUCUAGCCUGAGGGUCAAUAGGUACGUUUAGUUGAAAUAAGGAUAUUUUUCUUUUGAUUCAUAAUAAAAGCCAGAUACGAUACUAACAGGGAAGACUAGAUGUGGGAUUUUCUAAUUUUUAAGGCCACGCCUUCGUUUAUCAAGAGACUUUCUCAUCCAACGACAGGACCCGUUGGCGUUUUUCACAAAAAGGAUCACUUAUAAUGUAUUUAAACUUAUAAUGAACCUUGGUUAAAUCUUAACCCAGUUCCUAGGGGAGUAUGCAGCAAAAUGGAACUGGUUGGGUCCAUGCCCUUCAAACUCUUGGCAAAUGUUGGCUACUCCCGUUGUGGGUCAAAAUCAGUGGUGGUUCAGAAAGGGCCUAGGCAUCCCGUGCAGUAGUGAAGGAGAGGGAAUAGGUAAUUGUUAAGCCUAAUUCUUUCAGAAAAAAAAAUAUCUCAAGAUGAUGAUUGGGUGACUUUUUUGCGCAAAUUAUCUGCUAAUUUAAAACUAAACAUUUGAAUUUGUGAAUUUCUUGUGAAUUUAGAAAAUGAUUCAGAGUGAGUAAAAUUAGGUAGUCUGCGCCCAGGAUGAGCUUUGGCAUCGUUGGAGCGGUGAUGGGCGGUGAUGGGAAAUAGGUAGUGUUUCACUGCAGAUAGAGUCGGGCGAAAGACUUUUCUCCGGAACAACAGUGUUUCGAGAAGAAAUCUUGUCAGGUUAAGCUCAAAAUGGAAGCAGGUGAUUGGCCAAUAAUUUUUGCAAACAAACCCGCUGAUUGGUUUAGAACAAAAUGUGCUCUUGUUAUUGCACCCGCCAAUAUCAGUACCCUUUGAUGUAUUCUUCAGCAAACAACAAAACAGAAUGCUAAGUACGCAUAUGAUAUGAACAUCUUGUUUCUGAUGAAAGAUUCAGUUUCUAAAUGCAUAUUCAAUUAGUUGAAAAAUAUGCUUGUGGAUCUCAAGGUCAAGAAAAGCUCCUUGCUUUGUUUGCUGUUAUGUUAGUAUUGCUGUGUUUUUCAGAACUGAGACCUUUUUCAUCCUUGCCAAGGAUACGAAUAAAUAGUGCAAUAUUAGGCUUGAAAACACAUUAGGUCAUUCAACGCCUCUUCUCUGCAUCGAGGCACGCUGUACAUUGCAUUGCUAAUUACGUUUUUUAAACGUAGCAACCGUAAAGUGAGGCAAUAGCGAAACAGAGGCUCGUAGAUUAAGUCUAUUAUGUUCUCACCAGAGAUGUAUUCCAAUUGGAAAUU
Rhopilema esculentum is the source of this 8920-nucleotide messenger RNA. RefSeq lists its product as uncharacterized. The record is from RefSeq and is a predicted model, not a curated record. Gene Ontology annotation, cellular component: nucleus. Gene Ontology annotation, biological process: regulation of transcription by RNA polymerase II. Gene Ontology annotation, molecular function: DNA-binding transcription factor activity, RNA polymerase II-specific; RNA polymerase II cis-regulatory region sequence-specific DNA binding. NCBI's taxonomy places the organism in Eukaryota, Metazoa, Cnidaria, Scyphozoa, Rhizostomeae, Rhizostomatidae.